This is a messenger RNA of Lathyrus sativus (Indian pea), 1299 nucleotides long. NCBI's taxonomy places the organism in Eukaryota, Viridiplantae, Streptophyta, Magnoliopsida, Fabales, Fabaceae. The record is from the annotation of a GenBank genome assembly.
AUGGAAAUGGAAUUUCUUUCUAGAGAACUCAUUAAACCUUCAUCACCAACUCCUUCUCACCUCAGAACCUACCCACUUUCUUUCCUAGACAACUUAUGUUUUCACAAGUAUGUGCCUGUAAUUUUCUUUUACAAUCCAAACCAGAAUACCAACCAAAAUUCUAAAAUAUCACAACUUCGAAAAUCUUUAUCUCAAAUUCUAUCCAAAUACUAUCAUUUUGCUGGCAGUCUGAAAGAUAAAAUUAGCAUCGAAUGUAAUGAUCAAGGUGUGUCAUUUCUCGUCGCAAAGACAAAAAACAAACUAUCAGAUAUCCUCCAAAAUCCAACAGAAAUAUUGCUAAACCCUUUGUUCCCGGACGAAUUACAAUGGAAAGACAUGGAUUGGACUGCGACUUUAAUAUUCAUUCAAAUCAAUUGUUUUGCAUGUGGAGGAAUCGCGAUAAGUAUUUGCAUGACUCACAAACUUGGUGACGCUUCCACUCUUUUCAACUUCAUGAAUGAUUGGGCCAUCGUCAACCAAAAAGUAGAACAAGAACAAGAAGAAGGUUUAGGGUUAGGGUUACUUGAUGGAGGAGCUUCAAUUUUUCCUCAAGGAAACAUACCUAUUUUCCCAGAAAUUGUGCUUGUGAAAGGAAACAACGUGGUGAGUAAAAGGUUUGUGUUUGAAGCCUCAAAGAUUAACUCCCUCAAGGAAAUGGUAAGAAAUUCUGUGGAUUUUUCUCCUACACGCGUACAAGUUGUUACUGCAUUGAUUUACCAGCGUGCAGUUUUAACAAGAGGAUUGAAUUUCAAGACAGCAACGUUCAACAUGGCUGUGAAUCUUCGCAAAAGAAUGGUUCCUCCGCUGUCCGAAAAGCGCGUAGGGAACAUAGCUUGGCUUUCGGGUUUGACAGCAGAUAAAGAGAAAAUGGAGUUACCGGAUUUGGUAUUCAAAAUCAAAGAAGGGUUAUCUGAAUUUUGUGAUGUUAUUCCGGAAAAUUUUGGAGGAAAAGAGAAGGACAAUUUUUCAUUCAUUUCUGAGAUCUGGGAAAAUAUUAACGAGACUCUUACUGAGGAUAAUCAUUUGUUUCUAUUUAAUAGUUGGUGUCGGUUUGGAAUUUAUGAAGUAAAUUUUGGGUGGGGAAAACCAACAUGGGUGACCAGUUUUUGUUGCUCUUUGAGGAAUCUAAUAUUUCUGUUGGAUACAAAAGAUGGAAAUGGGAUUGAAGCAAUUGUGAACUUGGAAGAGAAGAAUAUGGCUAAGUUUGAGAAUGAUGUUGAGCUUCUUCAAUAUGCUUCUUUGAAUCCAAGUAUUGUUUGA